This is a messenger RNA of Musa acuminata AAA Group (dessert banana), 3474 nucleotides long. RefSeq lists its product as uncharacterized. The transcript is spliced from 4 exons. The record is from RefSeq and is a predicted model, not a curated record. Bases 16 to 2274 code for a protein of 752 amino acids. Gene Ontology annotation, molecular function: DNA binding; protein dimerization activity. Lineage: Eukaryota; Viridiplantae; Streptophyta; Magnoliopsida; Zingiberales; Musaceae.
CUUGCAAGGGUAAAUAUGGUAAUCAAAUUGAGGGACACAAAUGGAAUCACAAGAAUUAUUCGUCCUUCUGAUAAGAUCACAGCCGUUCAUGGUCAGUUACCUGUCUCCACUUCCAAUCUCGGUCUCUUGCUCGGCGGAACCACCUCCGCCGCUGCGGCCGCGCCAGACGCCGCCGGCACUCGGCGCCGCCGCGACUCCGGCACUUCCUCCUUAGCUGAAUCCCUCUGGAUCUCUUCCCCCUCCGCCGCAAAGUCAAGCAUAAUGGUGAGAGGUAGGGAUGCUUGUUGGGAACACUGUGUCUUGGUUGAUGCAACAAGACAGAAAGUUCGGUGUAAUUACUGUCAUCGUGAGUUUAGCGGAGGGGUUUACAGAAUGAAGUUUCACUUGGCUCAGAUUAAGAACAAGGACAUAGUCCCAUGCUCAGAAGUCCCGGAUGAUGUAAGAAACUUGAUUCAUAGCAUUUUAACUACUCCUAGAAAGCAGAAAGCUCCUAAGAAGUUGAAGAUUGAUCAUACAGCAAAUGGUCCCCAACAUAGUUCCUCCUCAGCAAGUGGAUAUAAUGCUAAAAAUGCUGGAUCUAGUGGGCAACAUGGCAGUACUUGCCCAUCCUUGUUACUUCCUCUCCCUUCACCUGGUGCACAACCAACAGCAAAUGAUGCUCAAAAGCAAAAGUAUGAUAAUGCUGAUAACAAGAUUGCUCUUUUUUUCUUUCAUAAUUCUAUUCCUUUUAGUGCUUCUAAGUCUAUUUAUUAUCAAGCCAUGAUAGAUGCAAUAGCAGAUUGUGGUGCAGGCUAUAAGCCUCCAACUUAUGAAGGGCUGAGAUCAACUCUCUUAGAAAAAGUCAAAGAAGAAAUCAAUGAAAAUCAUAGAAAACUAAAAGAUGAGUGGAAGGAUACUGGCUGUACCAUUUUAUCAGACAAUUGGUCAGAUGGCAGGUCUAAAUCACUCUUGGUUCUGUCAGUUGCAUCACCUAAAGGGACACAGUUUCUUAAAUUAGUUGAUAUAUCUUCUCGUGCAGAUGAUGCCUAUUAUUUGUUUGAGUUGCUGGACUCUGUUAUCAUGGAAGUUGGUGCAGAAAACGUGGUGCAAGUCAUAACAGAUAGUGCAACAAGUUACGCUUAUGCAGCUGGCUUACUCUUGAAGAAGUAUCCUUCCUUAUUUUGGUUUCCAUGUGCUUCAUAUUCAAUUGAGAAAAUGUUGGAAGAUAUCAGCAAACUUGAGUGGGUGAGCACAACUUUAGAAGAAACCAGGACCAUAGCUAGGUUUAUAUGCAGUGAUGGAUGGAUUUUAAGUCUGAUGAAAAAAUUAACUGGAGGAAGGGAGUUGGUACGACCAAAAGUUGCAAGAUUCAUGACCCAUUUUCUUACCCUAAGAUCCAUUGUCAAUCAAGAAGAUGACUUGAAGCAUUUUUUUUCUCAUGCUGAUUGGUUGUCAUCUGUACACAGUAGAAGGCCUGAUGCACUAGCUAUAAAGUCAUUGUUAUAUCUUGAAAGGUUUUGGAAAUCUGCACAUGAAAUUAUCGGCAUGUCUGAGCCACUUCUUAAACUUCUGAGGUUGGUUGAUGGGGAUAUGCCUGCCAUGGGAUAUAUAUAUGAGGGUAUUGAAAGGGCAAAAAUGGCGAUUAAGGCAUUUUAUAAAGGGUGUGAAGAAAAAUAUAUGUCUGUUCUGGAAAUAAUUGAAAGAAGAUGGAGUACGCAUUGUCAUUCUCAUCUUCAUGCAGCUGCAGCUUUUCUUAAUCCAACGAUCUUCUAUGAUCCAAGUUUCAAGCUUGAUGUCAACAUGAGAAAUGGCUUUCAUGCAGCAAUGUGGAAAAUGUUUCCUGAAGAGAAUGAUAGGAUUGAACUCAUCAAGGACCAACCUGUGUAUAUAAAGGCACAAGGUGCUCUUGGGAGCAAAUUUGCUAUUAUGGGAAGGACAUUGAAUUCACCGGGUGAUUGGUGGGCCACAUAUGGUUAUGAAAUUCCUGUCUUGCAGAGAGCUGCAGUGCGGAUACUUAGUCAGCCAUGUAGUUCAUACUGGUUCAAAUGGAACUGGAGCGCAUUCGAGAACAUUUAUACAAAGAACCACACCAGGAUGGAGCUGGAAAAGCUCAAUGAUCUAGUUUUUGUGCAUUGCAAUCUUCGGUUACAGGAGAUUAGCCAAAGUAGGGGUGCAAAAUGUAGACCUGUUACAUAUGAUGAAAUAGAUGUGAGUUCUGAGUGGCCAACAGAAUCUGAAUCUUCAUCACUUCUAUUGGAUGAUUCAUGGUUAGACAAUCUACCUUUUGAAUGCUGAGAUUCAAAGCAUCAUCGGUACACUCGGUGCCUUCCAUCAGUAAGGAUAACAUACUUUAUUUCUUUCUUAGACCUUUUUGCUGCAUAAUGAAUAUGAUUGUUUCAAAAUACCCAAUGAACAAGUCGGCAUCUCAACUCUUCUCAUUGUUGUCCUGAGAGGUAAACGUACAUUUUUCAUCUUUCGGAUGCCUGAUGUGAUUCUGCUGUUUAAAUGCAGGUAUAUUUUGAUUUUUCUUUCAAAGAACAUAAUGUAAAAUCUCCUUGUUGACUGUGUUUCAAAAUGUUCUAAGUUCCUGGGAAUAAGUUUCUAAUGUUAAUGAAGGAUUACCUCUUAUUAACUUGAAACAGUGUCUGGUUCCAUUCAUUUUCCUUGUGCAUUUUGUAACAGUACUGGCUGAAUGCAACUUAGCUGGUGGUGGAUUUUAUUUUUAUCUGUAAUAAUAAUAACUCAUCAGUUCAUGGAUUUUUUUCACAUCUCUAUGCUUCUUGUGAACACUCCUAUUUUUAUCUUUCUCAGAUCUUUGCUUCGUGAUGAUACUUACACUCAUAUAUGGAAUUUUGUUUCCUUUUCUAAAUUACAGGAGUGACAGCAGGCGAUUCCAAGGAAUUGAGAUCUCUUGGUGCUUUCAGAAGUUAAGCUUGAUGCAAAGUGAAAGCACAACAUAGAAACUGGGUGGUAUUAAGAUUUUCUAGCUUCCAUAUAUAUAAAAUAUUAUUAAACAAUAUUAAAUUUAGUUAUAUUUGUAAUUUGAUCAUCAUAUUAAAAAUAAUAAAAAUAUAAUUUUACUAAAUAUAAUCCUUUAAUUAUCAAUAAAUACCUUUAAUUCUCAUAAUUCCUUAAUUAUCUUUAUUUUAUAUAACUCAUUUUUCUUCCUUGGUCAAUCAUCCUAGAUGAUGAUUAGGAGGAGAAGAUGGGAAAGAAAAAGAAUUGUGUGGAAUGAGUCGAAAAAAGUGUUGGAAUUAAGAGAUAAAUUGAGAAUAUUUAUGUUUAUUUAUGGGGGUAUUUUAGAAAUAUAAAAAGACUUAAAAUGAUAUUAUAAAUAAUAAAAAAAGAUUGUAAAUGAAAAUCUCCAAUAUUAUUUGUACAAGGUCAUAGAAAAUAAGAUUUUAUUAAAAAAAUAUAAAUGAAAAUUUACAUGUUCUUAAUUUGACUAAAAAUUUCUUUGUAUACAGAGCUCAACAAUGAAAAAAUUAAUGUAAU